Messenger RNA from Podospora anserina S mat+, 405 nucleotides. RefSeq lists its product as uncharacterized. The record is from RefSeq and is a predicted model, not a curated record. The transcript has a single exon. NCBI's taxonomy places the organism in Eukaryota, Fungi, Ascomycota, Sordariomycetes, Sordariales, Podosporaceae. The coding region runs from base 1 to 405 and encodes 134 amino acids.
AUGGCUCCUAUCUCUCUUCUCAUCAUGGCGCUCAUGCCUCUGCUCGCCCUUGCCAUGCCCACAGCUAUCCCCGCGACAGCGUCCGCAGUCGACGUACCCGGCAACGUUUUAGUCUGUACUGGCGAAAAUUAUAUGGGAGAAUGCCAAACCGUUCAGUUUAAUAUCGAAUAUCCUGGCGAAUGCCUGCCUAUUCCGGAGCCGUUCAAGAACAAUGUGGGGUCAUUCAAGCCAGACCGUGGUGCCAUCUGCCGUCUUUUCGCCGCCGAUCGGCCAGAUUGCACCGGCUCCGGUCUCUCGAUCUUGUAUUACCCUGGUCAGGCGGAUCUUCUGACGGACAAUGGAGAAUAUAUUGCCGGGCAUGAGGCGACCUAUUGGAGGUGCCAGACGUGCACUGGCUGCACCUAA